AUGACGAUUCGCAAGUUGGACGGCGAGAGCUCCAAGCUCUUUGAGCCCUUGACCAUCGCCAAUGGCAAGAUCAACCUCUCCCACCGCGUCGUCCAUGCCCCCAUGACGAGGAACCGCGGCGUGCCCGUCAACGCCACCAGCACCCCGGAGAAUCCCAACCGUCUCUGGUACCCUGGCGAUUUGAUGGUCGAAUACUACCGUCAACGUACGACCCCUGGCGGGUUGAUCAUCUCGGAAGGAAUUCCGCCGUCGCUUGAGAGCAAUGGCAUGCCAGGUGUGCCCGGUCUCUUUACCGAGGCCCAGGCGGACGGCUGGAAGCGAGUCGUCGACGCCGUCCACGCCAACGGGGGAAUCAUCUACGCGCAGCUCUGGCACGCCGGACGUGCCACCAUCCCCCAGAUGACUGGGUCCCCGGCGGUCUCGGCCUCCGCAACCCCCUGGGACGACCCCUCGGAAGGCUACUCUCAUCCCCCCGUGGGAUCGACCUCCCAGGUCCCCUACGCGGACCACCCGCCGAUCGAGCUGUCCGUCCCGCACCUGAAGCAGACUAUUCGCGACUACUGCGCCGCGGCUGAGACGGCCAUGAGGAUCGGCUUCGACGGCGUCGAGUUGCAUGCGGGUAACGGCUAUCUGCCUGAGCAGUUCUUGAGCUCGAAUGUCAACAAGCGAACGGAUGCCUAUGGCGGGUCGCCCGAGAAGCGGUGCACCUUUGUCCUCGAGCUGAUGGACGAAUUGGCCAAGAGCGUUGGCGAGGAGAAUCUGUCGAUCCGCCUGUCGCCGUUUGGACUGUUCAACCAGGCUCGAGGCGAGCAGAGGCUCGAAACUUGGACCUUCCUCUGCGAGUCGUUGAAGAAGGACUUGCCCAAGUUGUCGUACGUCAGCUUUAUUGAGCCGCGCUACGAGCAAAUUUUCAGCUACGAGGAGAAGGACAAGUUCCUCGGUAGCUGGGGCCUGAAGGACGUGGACCUCUCGCGCUUCCGGAAGAUCUUCGGCGACACGCCCUUCUUCUCGGCGGGUGGCUGGAACCCCGAGAACUCCUGGGGUGUUCUGGAAGACGGGCGCUACGAUGCCCUGCUCUUUGGACGUCACUUCACCAGCAACCCGGACCUGGUUGAGAGACUGAAGCGUGGUAUCCCCUUCGAGCCGUACCACCGUGCUCGCUUCUACGGACCGUUCGAAGACAAUGCCACCUACUAUAUCGACUAUCCUCCUGCUGCGCAGAAGGCGUAA
This is a messenger RNA of Aspergillus affinis, 1230 nucleotides long. RefSeq names its product alkene reductase. NCBI's taxonomy places the organism in Eukaryota, Fungi, Ascomycota, Eurotiomycetes, Eurotiales, Aspergillaceae. Bases 1 to 1230 code for a protein of 409 amino acids. Gene Ontology annotation, molecular function: oxidoreductase activity; FMN binding. The record is from RefSeq and is a predicted model, not a curated record. The transcript is spliced from 3 exons.